Acanthopagrus latus (yellowfin seabream) is the source of this 931-nucleotide messenger RNA. It is a transcript of the gene ormdl1, whose product is annotated as ORMDL sphingolipid biosynthesis regulator 1. Gene Ontology annotation, cellular component: endoplasmic reticulum membrane. Lineage: Eukaryota; Metazoa; Chordata; Actinopteri; Spariformes; Sparidae. The coding region runs from base 158 to 619 and encodes 153 amino acids. The record is from RefSeq and is a predicted model, not a curated record. Gene Ontology annotation, biological process: negative regulation of ceramide biosynthetic process; intracellular sphingolipid homeostasis; ceramide metabolic process. The transcript has 4 exons.
CCUUCACAACUGUCUUGAAACCACGUCUACUUCCGCUCGGGUCAGUCUACGACGUGCUGUCCGCGCUGACUGCACACAUCAACAAGGAGAUAAACCAUUUCUCUCCGUAGCUGUUUGUUUCUAUAAAUACCUCCACUGCUCGCUACUACCUACCAGAAUGAAUGUGGGUGUGGCACACAGUGAGGUGAACCCAAACACUCGGGUCAUGAACAGUCGAGGCAUCUGGCUGACCUACGCGCUCGGUGUCGGAAUACUUCACAUUGUGCUCUUGAGCAUACCCUUCUUCAGCGUGCCGGUGGUGUGGACGCUCACUAAUGUCAUACACAACUUUGGAAUGUAUGUCUUUAUGCACGCAGUGAAGGGAACGCCAUUCGAGACCCCCGACCAGGGAAAAGCCAGACUUCUUACACACUGGGAGCAGCUGGACUACGGCGUGCAGUUCACGUCAUCUAGAAAGUUUUUCACCAUCUCACCAAUCAUUCUAUACUUUCUCGCGAGUUUCUACACAAAAUACGACACGACACACUUCGUCAUAAACACGGCCUCGCUGCUGAGCGUCCUGAUCCCCAAGCUGCCGCAGCUACACGGCGUCAGACUCUUCGGCAUCAACAAGUAUUAAGUUAUUGUAAAUUCUGCUGUGCCUCGUAGCAACACAAGUUAAUUCCUGUGUAGUGUGUACCACCAAUGUGUGUACUAAGUCGUACAGUUUGUGUAAGCGUCACUGUUUAGAUUUAUCAGGUUUUAGGUGAAAUGUAAAAAAAAAUAAACAGGUUUGUAGACGACAGGAUGCCAUAAGCAUUACUAACGUAUGUGAAUAUUUAAUAAUGUAAUUUUGGCCGGCGCUGACCCGGGCUGGCCCGGGAAUCGGCGAGGCUCUUUGGUUGAGUUUAUUUUUGUCUGUCUUUGCCCUCAAUUCACAUGGCAACACUAA